UGACAAUUUAAAAUGACACCAAAAUCAAACGGCAUUUGAUGUACCAAGACUUAACGGACAACGGUUUGUCCUGCUGACUUCUAUAAUAAUAUGUUGCUACCUGCUAAAUCAUUUUUUAAAGUAUAAUAGUUAAAUAGUUUGCGUAUUCUACCUUUCAUAUUUUGUUUUGUAAAUCGUUUGUUCUUACAUAUUAUUUUAAAAUUUCACUCAACCUACUACAGAGACAUUUUCUGCGUUAAAUAUAAUUUCGUGAAAUAUGAGCAAAAAAGCAAAAACCACACCUAAGGAAGAAUUACCACCAGGAUCAUUAUUAAAAGAUAUUAAAGGUGUCGAAUGGGAAAUUCAAAAUAUAAUUGGUAGUGGAGGAUUUGGAUAUGUUUAUUGUGGAACAAAACAUAAAUGUAGAACCAAAACAGAAUAUGCAAUAAAAACGGAAAAUAUGGAAAGUGGACCCCUAUUUGUAGAACGAAUGUUUUAUCUCAAAAACGUGAAGGAAGAAGAUGUUAAAAAAUGGGUGACAAUCAAAAAGUUGAAAGAAUUACCAUUGCCAAAAUUCCAUGGUUUUGGAAGCACUAUUCACAACGGCAACAAAUAUAGGUUUAUAGUCAUUGAAAAGUUUGAUAAAGAUUUGGAGGCAUUUCUUCAAACUGUUUCAGAUAGUUUACUACUAGGUGCUGUCAUUAACAUAGUUCGACAAAUUGUUGAUGCUUUAGAGUUCAUACAUGAAUGUGGAUAUGUUCAUUGGGACAUCAAAUGUCAAAAUAUAUUUAUUGGGAAAAAGCCGAAAAAUAAUCAUGUGUAUUUAGGAGAUUUUGGUAUGGUAACUAAGUAUAAGACUGAAGAUGUUAAGCCAGAUAAGAAAUGUGCCAAUAAUGGUACACUAAACUAUAUAGCUAUAGAUGGCCACCUUGGAAUGCAUACACGACGUGGUGAUUUGGAGAGUUUAAUGUACAAUGGUUUGGAAUGGUUAAAAUUAAAAUUACCAUGGAAAAACUUAACAUUGCCAAAAACUAUUAAAUCUAAAAAUGAAAUGAAAGAUGCAAUUUUAACUGCAGAGCCAAAUAAAAAAAUUUAUGAUUUCAAUAAUGUACCAAAUUGUUAUUUUGAAGCCAUGCGUUUGAUAUAUAAUCUGGAACCUGCGGAAAAGCCAGAUUAUACUUUAUUGAAAAAACUAUUAAAACAGUAUAAAACAGAGAAGUUAAGGUGAAGAUAAACAACUACCAAAAUUAAAUGUACCUAAUUUAUAUUUUAAAAUAAAACUAAUGAUAUAUUGUAAAGUUUACAGUAUAUUAGUAUAGUAUGUACAGUGUUAAUUUAUAAUUUAUUAUACAAUUAAUUGCUUCUAAAAAAAGAAGUUUCGUAUACUUUUCUCUAUUAAUAAAUAAUACAUUUUUUUUUUUUUUUUGUGAUCUAUUCAUAAUUGUCAUGUAUAUUAGUUACUCAAUUAUACCUUUUUUUUAAAGUUGUUUUAUGUGUACUAAAAUAAGUUUGUUAAAUACUAUCUUAUUUUCUAUUUCAAAACUUUGUAUACCAUCAAUUAAUAUAAUUUAAAAAAAGAAAAUAUAUAUAAUAUAUUUAUUUAA
This is a messenger RNA of Acyrthosiphon pisum (pea aphid), 1583 nucleotides long. RefSeq names its product nucleosomal histone kinase 1. Gene Ontology annotation, biological process: protein phosphorylation. NCBI's taxonomy places the organism in Eukaryota, Metazoa, Arthropoda, Insecta, Hemiptera, Aphididae. Gene Ontology annotation, molecular function: protein kinase activity; ATP binding. The record is from RefSeq and is a predicted model, not a curated record. The transcript is spliced from 8 exons. Bases 257 to 1207 code for a protein of 316 amino acids.